This is a messenger RNA of Spodoptera litura, 1519 nucleotides long. RefSeq lists its product as uncharacterized. NCBI's taxonomy places the organism in Eukaryota, Metazoa, Arthropoda, Insecta, Lepidoptera, Noctuidae. The record is from RefSeq and is a predicted model, not a curated record.
CACCGGAUAUUUAACAAUAAAAAUAUGCCGUCGUUGAUUCACAGACAUGACGCAUUGUCGUAGUCAGGCUAAUGAAGAGUAAGUCUCAUUCCUCCCACUGGAAGGGAACAAUUACUUCCCGCCAUAAUGUCUAACUUCAUACAUCACGGUGGGCGGGAAAUGGCAGCAACAACAUGUUAUUAUUUCAGUCAGUUCGCUUUUACAGACAGAAGUGCACACGUUAAACAAAAUAAAAUAUUUCAGGAAGACUGUCUUAUGACAUCUCGGGAAAGUGCUGCCUACUGAACUACUACAUUAGCCGCCAACAAACGCGCAACAGGUGUAAAGACAAAUACUUAUAACAACAAAAAUAAACCCGACGUCACUUUACAGAAAAGGAAACCGACAACCAUUGAGGAAUUCUUCAAAAUAUGUAAUGACGGACAGAUCAUUCACCGACACAGACACAACAUGCAGAGAUAGCUAAAAAUAAAAUAGGUAUCACGGCCGUCCACAGCGGCCACGAAUUAUUACCAUUUCACGCGGGAAACGACUCGAGUGCCGUGAAUAUUUUGUUAAUAAAAGUUGUAAUUUUUAAAUUAUGAGUAUAGAACGCAGAUCGUGCGUGAACCAGGCGCCGCACGUCACCAAGCGCUUGCUUGCCAUCAUCGUGCUGUUGACUGGCCUGCUGUGUAUGUUUGGAGGCUAUCUACUGGGGCGGAUGGCUCGCGUGGAACCGAGAAAGAAUAACGAAAUGUUGACGUAUAACCUGACGAUAUUAGCAGAUAGUAUUUACAAGAAGGCUAAAAGAAUACCACCGAAACUACUCCACCAGAACGAUCCAGAUAAAAUACAAAUUAGAUUAUUUGAAAUUUUCAAUUGUACGCAUCUCUGCGGUGUUUUAAACAAAUAUAAUCUGGCUGAGUUUGUUAGGAAUUCCAUUAACUUCCAAGUGACGAAAUUAAUGAAGUCUGUGAAUAACGCGUCUGUCUAUUUGGAUAGCCUUAGCUGACAUUUGAAACUAUUGCUUUUAUGAUAAUUAUUCUUAUAUGUUUAUGGACCAUUGAUUUGCGAAGUAAUUUGCACUUAUGUACUAAAGUAAUGUAACAUUAGCCGAUACAUUUUAAUUCAAUAAAUUACAAUAAUAUCUAUACAGCUGCUAUGAUGAUAGCCAGUUAUCUAGCUAAGCUACUUUAUUGUUUAAGCUGUUCAUUUUGCCCAGUCGAGUGGGGAAAUGGAACAUUUAUUUGUUUUUGACGUUUAGUUUAAAUAUUUGGUACCUAUUAAUUUUACUAUGACACCUCAGAGGGUACGACCAGUACGACACGCGUUCGGCGGUCGCCAACCCGCAUUGAGCAAGCGUGGUGAUUAAUGCUCAAACCUUCUUCGUGUGAGAAGAGGCUUUGCUCUGCAGUGGGCAUUUUAUAGGCUUGUUGAUGUUGAUAAUGAUGGUUCGGCGCUCUAUUUGGCUCCAAUGAACCAACCAAUCAGCGCCGACCGCAGUCUUGUUUCGAAUAUUUUAAAGUUGAAAUGUAAAACA